Molecule: messenger RNA, 705 nt
Organism: Zychaea mexicana
Lineage: Eukaryota; Fungi; Mucoromycota; Mucoromycetes; Mucorales; Lichtheimiaceae
Exons: 4
Coding region: 1-705 (234 amino acids)
Source: RefSeq, a predicted model, not a curated record
AUGUUAGCGACAUUGCUGAUCGCUUUCUUCGUCUCGAUAAGCCAUAGAAGCUGCAAUACCGUUGGCGCUGGCGAUGAUGGUACUGUCCCCCGAAGCAUAUACGACGAACUAGGUGCUCCAACGUUUCGAACACCCAAGAAUAUUUUAUUGCAACUUUGGUGGCUCCUCUCACGCUUCAUGGCAAGGACCGACCAUUUGCUUUGGGAAUGGAAUAACCGAUCUGUAUAUUUUAAGGAACCCUAUCUCAGAUACGUCGAGCCAUACCUCCACAAAUUCAAUGUCAUAUCCCUCGGUAAAUCGAUCGAUGACAAAGCAAAGUCCAAGCAUAUGACAUUUCUACGAACAUGGGAUAGACUCAAGUUCGAGCUUAAUUCACACACGGACAUCUACGAGCCGACAUUUAAUAGUAUGCAGAGCAUCAUCUCUACACACGCAAUUGACGUUGUGCUCGCCGAUUCAAUUUGUGUUCCAAGCAUUGAUGCUGCACAUGCCGCCAAGACUUCGUUUAUUAUCACGAUGAUGACCAAUUGGGCAGCAGACGCUUUUGCUCCAUAUAACAACAAAGACCUUAGAUUACCGGGCGACGGGACCACCGAAGAUAUGUCCUUGGGUUAUCGAUUCUAUGUCAAACUCAUUUUGUCUUUUUGCCUACAAAUCUGCAGCAAUAGGAGGAAUUCGUCGACCACCUCCACUACCAACAUAUGA